AUGAACGCUUCAACAAGGUUGGAUUCAGCUGUUUUUCAGCUCACACCCACUAGAACAAGGUUUGUCUUGGUUAUUACUGUGAAUGGAAAGAAGGAGAAGAUUGCCUCAGGCUUGCUCAACCCAUUUCUUUCCCACUUGAAGGCUGCUCAGAAUCAGAUGGACAAGGGUGGUUAUUCAAUUGUUCUUGAGCCGCCUGAAGAUAACAGUGAUAAAUCGUGGUUUACCAAGGGAACUGUUCAAAGGUUUGUUCGUUUUGUGAGCACUCCUGAGAUACUGGAACGUGUGUAUAAUAUAGAAUCAGAAAUUUUACAAAUUGAAGAGGCAAUUGCAAUUCAAGGAAAUAGUUCUUUGGGGAUUAGCACUGUGGAAGAAAAUCAAAUGAUACAUGUUGAAACCACUGAAGGCAGGAAGACUCAGCAGGAUAAUAACGAGGAGAAAGCAAUUGUACUUUACAAGCCUGAUGCACAGCCUCCGCAAGCCAAUGGAACCACCACGUCGGAGGGAAAUUCAAAAGUUCAUCUUCUGAAAGUCCUAGAGACACGAAAGUCAGCACUGCAGAAAGAGCAAGGCAUGGCAUUUGCUCGUGCUGUUGCUGCUGGUUUUGAUGUGGACUAUAUACCACCUUUGAUGUCAUUUGGUGAAUGCUUUGGAGCAUCUCGUAUUAAGGAUGCAUGCACAAAAUUCAGGGAUCUUUGGAGAAGAAAACAUGAAACUGGACAAUGGCUUGAAAUUGAAGCUGCUGAAACAAUGUCCAAUCGCUCAGACUUCUCUGCAUUAAAUCUUUCUGGCAUUGUACUUCCCAAUACGGUCUCCGCAUCUCAUACUGAAUUGAACUCUGAGAGUAAUGGCAAAGCAAGUUCAGAUGUGCCUCCAAUGGACCGCCAACCAUCUGUAGGCAACCAGGAUAAUAUUCAAGGUCAAUUUCCUCAGAUGUUUCCUCCUUGGCCUGUUCAUUCUUCCCCAGGUACUGUUCCAGUCUUUCAGCCAUAUGCAGUGCAAGGCAUACCCUUCUAUCAAGCAUAUCCGGGAAACAGUCCAUUUAUGCAGCCAAAUUUUUCUCCCAUGGAGGACCCCAGAAUAAUUGCUGGUCAAACUAAUGGACGCAGAAGGCAUUCCAUGGAUAGCAGACACAGCAAUACUGAAUCAGAAAUGACGGAUGAAGUGGAUAUAGAGAGGGAUGGUGCACAGACUGGAGAUCGACGGAAGAAGGAUAGGCGAUCAGGACAAAAAUCUGGCAGGGUGGUGAUUCGGAACAUCAAUUACAUAACAAGGGUAGAAAAUUCUUCUGGCAGUGUAUCAUACUCAGAUUCUGGCUCAGAAACCAAUGAAGAUAAUAAGGAAUCUGUGAAGACCUCAAAGAGAAGGGACUCCAGAAAAGAAUCUUUGAAGAAAUUGGAUUCGUCUGAUACGGAAGAAACAGAGCAUGGGAAGGAUGCAGAUGGAAGCCACUGGCAAGCAUUCCAAAAUUGUUUACUAAGAGAUGUUGAUGAAGAUAGGCAUGGCAUUGACCAAGACCAAUUUGAUUUGGAAAAGGUGAAUGACAUGAGAAGAAAAAAACACAUUGAUGUCAAUGAUCCUUUAGUUUUUACUGAACGGGAAAUGCAUCAAGGUCAAGGAAGUUCUUCUACUGAUAUGCAUAGCAUUAGCAGAGGAUUGCCUCACAUACCUAAGAAAUCCAAUGAUGAUUUAUUGUUAUCUGCAAGGAAAGGACAGUCCGGUGAUGGUUGGUCUGGAGAUGAUGUACAAUCUUUAGAAGCAAAUGGGAAAAGGAUUGCUUACAGGAGGGCUGCCGGUGAUGAUUUCAUUGUUUCCAAACAAGAACGUGAACUCAGCAAUGCUUACCAUUCCUCAGAUAUGGAAACUUCACUAGGUUAUUCAAGCAAUAAACAAGAGAGAAAGUUGUUUCAUGAUAUGAAUGAUGAUUCCUAUAUAUUGGAUCAUAGAUCAAUCGAAGUCAAUGAUGCUGGAAAUGUUGAGAGACAUGCUAUUGAUGUGGAUUCUGAGAUCCCAAUUGUGCGGCAAAAUGAAGAAAAGUCAUCUGAUGAGAUAAACCACACUAGUUAUGAGCCAGAUGAAUUAAGUAUGCUGCCAGAACGAGGAGCUGAAAGGGGAUCAAUGAGUUAUGACCCUGCUUUUGACUAUGAAAUGCAGGCCCAGGCUGGUGGUACUUUGCAAAAUAAAAACAAAGAAGUAGUGGCUGACACCAAACCAGGAUCUAAGAAGUUGGAUAAGGAGCCAAAAUCAAAAGUUACCCCAAACAAUGCUGAUAGAAGGAAGAGUGGUGGACCGAUUAGGAGAGGGAAGACUUCUAAACUUAAUCCUUUGGAUGAAGCACGAGCACGUGCUGAGAGCUUAAGGAACUACAAAGCUGAUCUCCAGAAAAUGAAGAAAGAGAAGGAAGAAGAAGAGAUAAAACGCCUAGAAGCCUUAAAGAUGGAGAGGCAAAAGAGGAUUGCUGCCAAGAGUAGCUCAAGCACUACACGAUUGUCAUCACAGCAAACCAAGAAACAGGUUCCAACAAAACUUUCACCAAGCUCUCGGAAAGGGUCCAAAUUUAGUGAUUCAGAGCCAGGAGCAUCCUCGCCCCUUCAAAGAUUCCCAGUCAGAACUGCAUCUGUUGGAUCUAAUGAUUCUUUGAUAGCCUCAAAAUCCGGCAGAUUGAUUUCUAGAAGCCACUUGGAUAAUAACAAAUUAAGCCGAUCAGUGUCUUCAUUGCCGGAAUCUAAGCUAGAGAAGGACGAUAGUACAACUGAUACUAAGGCAUCAAUGGCAAGGACUAGAAGAUUGUCGGAACCAAAAGUGAGUACCAUUCGUCAGACUUCCUCAGUUAAACCGCACAGCACUGGAACGAUAUCACAUGCUAAAGCAGCUGAUGGACCUGAGAGCAAAAAGAUUUCUGCUAUUGUGAGUCACGAUAAAAGCAAGACAGCGGCCCUUCCAGAACUGAAAAUCAGAACAGCUAAAGCUAGUGACAUUCAUCAAAACAGAACAUCUGGCAAAGACAAGAUGCAUAAGUUGAAUGAUAGCAAGUCUUUUACGAAUUCACAAGGUACCAUGUCAAAAAAAAAAGAAAUUGGUACUUCAUCCAAUGAUGGAGAUGACAAUCAUGUAGUUGAGAAGACUGUUGUGAUGCACGAGUGCGAGAUACCUUAUGCCCCUGCUAUUCAUAAUUCAGAUGAAAAUUUUGAGAUACCAGAGAAACAAUAUGAUAAUGAUGAAGUAACUGAGAAAACAGAGACUGCAUCUGAUUAUGCUGCUAUUCGCGCUCCUGUUUCACCACUAAGAAUGGAUAUAAUAGAUAAAGAAACCUCAGAGAGCCAACCACACCUGCAAUCCAUAUCUACUGAGGUCAAAAUGGAUAAUACAGAGAAAGAACCUUCAAAAUCAUCGAGUCUUUAUAUUUCUGGGGAAACAUAUGAUGCCCCAUAUGCUCGAGUUUCUUCUAUGGAGGAUCCUAGUACUAGAAAUAGUGAGUAUGGUAAAGCAGCCCCCACAAGUUUAGAGACUGCAGCAAUUGGUGUGGAGACCGUAAAAGCACAUGUAUCUAACAUCGGGAACUCAACACUUGAGAAGAUUCCUGAAGCAAUUGAGAAGCCUCAGGUAAAGGAGUCAUCAUCAUCCAAAGGAUUUAGACGACUGCUAAAGUUUGGAAAAAAGAGUCAUAGCUCAGCUACUGAACGCAGCAUGGAAUCAGAUACUGUCAGCAUGGAUGGUUCUGAGGCAGAUGAGAUUGGAAAUAAUGGUUCGUCUAAUGAAGUUCAUACUUUAAAGAACUUGAUCUCUCAAGAUGAAACUCCCACUGCCAGCACAACUCAACAGAAGUCUUCUCGUUCGUUUUCAUUGUUAUCCCCAUUUCGAAGCAAGAACAGUGAAAAAAAGAUAAUGAUGGCUUGA
Molecule: messenger RNA, 3894 nt
Organism: Sphenostylis stenocarpa
Lineage: Eukaryota; Viridiplantae; Streptophyta; Magnoliopsida; Fabales; Fabaceae
Source: the annotation of a GenBank genome assembly